ACAUCCACAGCCUUGAUCAUCACGACCUUGAUAUAUAUCUUCAAAUUCCAACAAUUAUUAGGCCUGCCAAAAAUGGCCACAAAGCUUUUUAUAUCUCUUUUGUUCAUAUGCUUUUGCUCAUUGCUUUCAUCCUCUGUUGCCUCUAAUCAUGAUCAUGAUCAGAUAGAUUAUUGGUGCAACAAAACCCCAAACCCUGAACCAUGCAAAUACUUCAUGAAGCAGAACCCAAAACACUUUGUACCUCAGCAAAAAUCUGACUUUCGUAAACUGGCAAUCGAAUUAUCCAUGCAACGUGCUCAUACUGCUCUAAGUCACAACAAAGGGUUAGGGUCAAAAUGCCGCAAUGAGAAAGAGAGGGCUGCAUGGGCUGACUGCUUAAGUCUCUAUGAGGACACCAUUGUUGAACUCAACCACACCCUCGACUCCCACACAAAAUGCACCGAUUUUGAUGCUCAAACUUGGCUUAGCACUGCUUUAACCAAUCUUGAAACUUGCAAAGCAGGGUUCAAGGAUUUUGGGGUUUCAGAUUUCAUGCUGCCUCUCAUGUCUAACAAUGUUUCAAAGCUAAUUCGCAACUCCUUGGCUUUAAAAGACAAUGCCUCGUCAAAUCCUCCUCAAACUUAUAAUGAUGGUUUUCCAAGUUGGGUUAAACCAGGUGAUAGAAAGCUCUUGCUGGCAUCUUCAUCAACUUCAAAUCUUGUGGUGGCUCAAGAUGGUUCAGGGAAUCACCGCACCAUAAAGGCAGCACUCGACGCGGCAGCCAAGAGAAGUGGGAGUGGGAGGUUUGUUAUUCGUAUUAAGAGUGGGGUUUAUAGAGAAAAUCUUGAUAUUGGCAAGAACUUAAAGAAUAUUAUGCUUGUUGGUGAUGGUUUGAAAAAUACCAUCAUCACCGGUAGUCGAAGUGUUGGAGGAGGUUCUACUACUUUCAAUUCUGCAACUGUUGCCGUGACUGGGGGUGGAUUCAUUGCUCGUGGUAUCACAUUCCGCAACACAGCUGGUCCACAAAACCACCAGGCUGUGGCCCUCCGAUCAGGCGCUGAUCUCUCAGUCUUCUACCGCUGCGGCUUCGAAGGUUACCAAGACACCUUGUAUGUCCACUCUCAAAGGCAAUUCUACAAGGAAUGCGACAUCUAUGGCACUGUAGAUUUCAUCUUUGGAAAUGCAGCUGUGGUCUUACAAAACUGCAUGAUAUAUGCAAGAAGGCCAAUGGAUAAGCAAAAGAACGUAGUAACAGCUCAAGGCAGGACUGACGCUAAUCAAAAUACAGGGAUUUCAAUCCAUAAUUCAAGAGUCAUGGCUUCAUCGGACCUUAGACCAGUGCUUAGCUCAUUCAAAACUUUCUUAGGAAGGCCAUGGAAGGAGUACUCCCGUACAGUUUUUCUUCAAACUUAUCUUGAUUCUUUGGUGGAUGCAGCAGGUUGGCUGGAGUGGGAUGGUAAUUUUGCUCUAAACACUUUGUAUUAUGGAGAGUACAGAAAUUCUGGUCCUGGAGCUUCCACUAGUGGAAGAGUUAAAUGGCGUGGUUACAGGGUUAUAACAAGUGCAACCGAAGCAUCAAGAUUCACAGUUGCAAACUUCAUAGCUGGAAGGUCAUGGUUGCCAGCUACCGGUGUCCCAUUUUCCUCUGGACUUUAAUUCAUGAUGUUGAAAGUCCCCUUCAGUACCGUUGAUUGUUUCAAUCUGCUUAUUCUUUCCUUGUUUCAACAUUUCCAUAAUUUUUUUAUUCCCUUGUAAUAGUUCAAAACUUUUCUUCAAGAUAUUUGUCCAAUAAAAAUGAUCAUUCAUCCGUGAA
Populus trichocarpa (black cottonwood) is the source of this 1792-nucleotide messenger RNA. RefSeq names its product pectinesterase 2. Gene Ontology annotation, molecular function: pectinesterase inhibitor activity; pectinesterase activity. Bases 73 to 1635 code for a protein of 520 amino acids. The transcript has 2 exons. The record is from RefSeq and is a predicted model, not a curated record. NCBI's taxonomy places the organism in Eukaryota, Viridiplantae, Streptophyta, Magnoliopsida, Malpighiales, Salicaceae. Gene Ontology annotation, biological process: cell wall modification.